This is a messenger RNA of Rubroshorea leprosula, 1279 nucleotides long. NCBI's taxonomy places the organism in Eukaryota, Viridiplantae, Streptophyta, Magnoliopsida, Malvales, Dipterocarpaceae. The record is from the annotation of a GenBank genome assembly.
CUCCUUUUGGGUAUAUGAGAAGAAGGCAGUUUAUACCCAAUUCCACAUAUAAUAUCCAGUAGGGUUUUCAAAUUCUCCUCCUUUACCAUAACCAAAACGCAAGGAGAAAGAAAAAGAGAGAGAAUCAUACAUUUCGAUUCAGAAACAGAAAGAAAAAAAGGGGUUUUGAAGAAUUAUAAAGUAAAGAAGAAGGAAAGGUAGAAGAGUUUUGAGUUGUUGAUGAUGAUGAACAUGGUGGCGGUGAAACCUGCAUGGUUAGAGGGAUUGAUGGCAGAGACGUUCUUCGGGUCUUGUGGGGCCCACGAGAAUUGCAGGAAGAACGAGAAGAACGUCUUUUGCUUGCUCUGUUGCCUCAGCAUCUGCCCUCACUGCCUCCCUUCUCAUCGCUCCCACCCUCUUCUUCAGGUGAGGCGCUACGUCUACCAUGACGUCGUUAGGUUGGAUGAUCUUGAGAAGCUUAUUGACUGCUCUCACAUUCAGCCCUAUACUAUAAACGGUGCCAAAGUAAUAUUCUUGAAUCAGAGGCCCCAGUCAAGGUCCAAGGGCUCUGCCAACAUUUGCUUCACUUGUGACAGGAUUCUCCAGGAGCCGUUCCGCUUCUGUUCUCUGUCAUGCAAGGUUGAUCACUUGGUAGAUCAAGGUGAGGAUCUGUCAACCAUCCUGUACAGGAUUGAUGACUCGGAUUUUGCAUUUUCACAGUUUGAGGGACUAAGGGUUGAUGUUCCAGAAAUGAUGGAUGAUGAUCAAAUCACUCCAAACUCCAUCCUGGAAAACCCCUUGCAAUACAAAGGCACAUCUGGUUCCAACGAAAACGUGGGUAAUUCUGAAAUUUCACGAGGAAAGGAGGUGGUGAGGAAGAAGAAAGGUACUGGCUUCCUAGGAGGCAUAGUUCUCUCCCUCAACAAUAGGAGAAAGGGUGCUCCUCAAAGAGCUCCUCUUUCCUAGAGGAAUUUGGCAUUGAACAAUAGUUAGAAAAAAUAAAAUCUAGGGUAGAAAUUAGUGGAGGAGAUGAUAAAAUUAUGAGCAUAUGUUUGUGAAGUUAAUGCAUGCAUGUAUGGUACUACUGAGUAGGGUUAAUUGAUAUUAGCAGUGUUGCUUAGAUUUUCUUUAUGUUAGCUCUUCUGAAUCGGAAUAUGCAUUUCCGUUACUGACUCAGGUGGGGAGCUAUGCUAGAAAGCUGUAGAGAGACUCUAGAGUCUCCUUGAUUCCCACCAAUUUUGUACUAAUGUAAUGGAACUUGCACCUUUCAAUGUAUAUUAAUUAAAUAUGAUUUUCAACU